UUGAAAAGCAACAUAUAGAAGAGAAUCAAGUAUCACACACACAAGGCAAGGAUAGAUGGAAAAAGACAAGGAGGGGAGACUGAGACUCCAAUGAACCCAUCAACACUUUUUUACUGUCUUCUCAAAAACAAGUGUUUUUCUUCUCUCUCUGGCCUGCAAGGCGAUUCAUUUCAAGCAGUGAAAAAGAAACUCAAAACAUGAGUGACAGUUUGAAGGAAAAAGUGAACGCCAUAGGAGAGCGUCUCAAGAUCAAUGGAGCUGAGAUGGGUCGAAAGAUGAGUGCUGGAAUAGGUACUAUGAGUUUCAAGAUGAAAGAGUUUUUCCAAGAACCAAACCAAGCCGAAAAACUCGUUUACGAAGCUACUUCUGAGUCUCUUGAUGAGCCUAACUGGGAUAUGAUUCUUAAUAUAUGUGACAUGGUUAAUGCUGAAAAACUUUAUACUUGUGAUGUGGUACGUGCCAUCAAGAAAAGGAUCAUGAUGAAAAGUGUUAGAGGUCAGUAUUUGGCUUUGGUUUUGCUUGAAGCGUUGGUGGAGAAUUGUGACAAGGGUUUCUUUGAGGUUGCAACUGAGAGAGUUCUUGAUGAAAUGGUUAAGAUUGUUGAUGAUCCUGAUCAGAGUUUUGUUGCUAGUAAGGAGAAGGCUUUGAUGAUGAUUCAGGUUUGGGGAGAGUCAAAUACUGAGCUUAGAUAUCUACCUGUUUAUGAAGAAACUUACAAGAGUUUGAAAUCAAGGGGCAUUCGGUUCCCUGGUCGUAACAAUGAAAGCUCGGCUCCUAUUUUAACUCAUUAUCACGCUCCCUCUGCACCAGAGAUUGAUCACAGUCUUGGACAUCUUAUUCAGCACGAUACUCAGCUUGAUCGCAGUCUUGCACAUCUUAUUCAGCGUGAAAAUCCUGUGCCGAGUCUCAAGCCUGAACAAACAAAGGAAGCUUUUGAUGUUGCAAGAAAUAGCACUGAGCUUCUCUCUUCUGUGUUAUCUUCUUCACCUCAGCAAAAUGUUCUUAAGCAAGAUUUGACCAUUACAUUAGUACAACAAUGCCAUCAGUCCCAAUCUACCGUCCAUAGAAUCAUUGCGACUGUUGGCGAAAAUGAAGCAUUGCUCUGUGAGGCCUUGAAUGUAAAUGAUGAGAUUCAUAAGGUUCUCUCCAAAUAUGAAGAGUUGAAGAAGAAGCCUAAAGCUUCUCCACUUGAACCAGAACAGAAUAUGAUGAUACCUGUUACGAUUGAACCAGAUGAGUCGCCUCAUUUUAGAGAAGAGGCCUUGAUUAGAAAGCCAGCUUGUUCAAGAACUGGUGUUCAGGGAUUGAGCCAUGAUGACAUGAUGGAUGAUCUUGAUGAAAUGAUUUUUGGCAAAAAGGGUGGGGAUGCAUCUGAAUGGAGACAAGAUCCUAAGAGAACCAACAAUCAUCAAAAUAUGACUCCAUCUUCUUAUAAGUUAUAACUAUAAGUUGUUGCUUCAAUACAUAUCUCAAGACAGUGUAUUAUUUGACUUCAUGCCACAUUCAGGGCCUGUUUGAAUGAGUUUUAGUUUUUAGUUUUUAAAAUAUAUUUUAUAAAUCAA
Medicago truncatula (barrel medic) is the source of this 1562-nucleotide messenger RNA. Its product is annotated as TOM1-like protein 1. NCBI's taxonomy places the organism in Eukaryota, Viridiplantae, Streptophyta, Magnoliopsida, Fabales, Fabaceae. The transcript is spliced from 4 exons. Gene Ontology annotation, molecular function: phosphatidylinositol binding; ubiquitin binding. Gene Ontology annotation, biological process: protein transport to vacuole involved in ubiquitin-dependent protein catabolic process via the multivesicular body sorting pathway. The record is from RefSeq and is a predicted model, not a curated record. Bases 198 to 1442 code for a protein of 414 amino acids.